AUGGAAGAUCCAAAUGAUUGUGGGGAAGAUAAUAAUGAAGCAAGUGAAGAAGAAAAAAUACUGUUAGAUCACUGCAUACGGCAUCUCAAUCUUCCCGAUUUCGUUAUGGAGCCGCAAAUAGUUGGUGUAUUGCAAACAUUUUUUCGAUGUGGUGGAGAUCCGGAAACAGUUGUUAAUUUACUUUCUGAAAACUACUGCUCGAUGGGCCAGCUUUGUAACCUGAUCGGUGAGUGGUUGGCAGAUUUGGAAGGUAGUCGAACGAAGGUAGACGAAUGUUUUGAAUCAGCCUUGAGUAAUUUGAUUGCGAAGUAUUUCCAACCUGAAUUAGCGGACAAAAUAUUCGAAGCAGAAGGUGUUGGCAUUGAAUGGCUACCUGAAUUGAUCUUACAUAAACCGUGGCGGCGACUAAUUUAUUCACUUGCUGAACAAUAUCCUCAUUGUUUGAUGUUAAACUUCGCUGUGAAAUUAAUAUCAGAUGCUGGUUUUCAACAUGAAAUUAGUAACGUAAACACUGCGGCUCAACAGCUUGAAAUUUUUUCGCGAGUAGUUCUGUUCACUAUUGAUGCUGUAUUUCAUGAACAUAGGCGAGGUCCAAUGACAGAAGCUUACGAAAAUGCUCUUGCGGAACUUGUUCGAGUCGUAUGCCACAGUGAACAUACAUAUCUAUACGCACAAGCACUAUUACAUGUUAUAUGUGAAGAGGAAACUGGAAUGGCUUCUGCUGCCUGUGCACAUCUCUCGCAAGUUCUGCGCAUAGAAGCACAUGAUCGUGAUCAAGACACAUCGGCAUUACACAUUGCUUUAAAGCAGUCGUAUGAGGAACAAAUUACAUUAAACUCAUUACAAGCAAUACAUACAAUGAUGAGCAAGCAGUGCUUAAAUCCUGCGGAUAUUACAUUACUUUAUCAGCAGUAUGUUUCGUCAAACCCGCCGCCAGUUGAGUUAAUUCGAGAGCACUUCUUUGUUGAUAUGUUAACUGAUUCACUUUUCGCAUACGAAGGAAUAAAAGUUCAUGUUGAUCAUCGCCCGAAGUAUGUCUAUUUGCUGGCAUAUGUGUCAUGUGUUGGUGAACAAAAGACGAGUACCGGCCGAAUACAGAAUCGACAGGAAUUGAACAUGACUCGAGAUACAAUUGAACGAACAGUUAGUUUGCUGGAAACAACAGAUGAUCUCAUGAAGGAAAUGAAAUCAUUGUUAUAUGCAAUACGUCUUCCUGUUAUUGCCGCAGGAUUGUUGUAUUAUUUGCGUGGAAAUCUUUUAAAUGAUGAAUUUAUCAGUGAGCCGGAAUCCGUUCAUUUUGUAUUGCUUGACCAGAUUGCUACAACGCAUCCUAAUUUACAAUUAAGAGUUUUUCGAGUUCUCUGUGAGCUGUAUGAUAGACAAUCCACCAUGAAUGAAGCUGCUGAAGUUAUUAUGGAGAAACAACGUAGUAUAGUCGAUCGUUUUGUUCAUUUAUUAUCCGUUGGCUUGGCCUUACCAGUUGUUGAAAAAAUUAACAAAAUGUUUCGUGAUGGUCAAAUCGACAUUUCUCUUGUUAGAUAUUUCGCGAUUGAAGUUCUCGAAAUUGUCGCUCCACCUUAUUCAGAAGAUUUUAUUGGCGUUUUUUUGCCAAUCGUUUCAAAUCCCGAAAUUUUCGAUCAAAAUAUUAGUGACAAAAUUCCUGCGGCAAAAGAAUUCAUUGAUCAUUGCACGCCUUUGACUUCUGAAGUUAAAUCAUCACAAGCUUAA
This is a messenger RNA of Acanthocheilonema viteae, 1728 nucleotides long. The record is from the annotation of a GenBank genome assembly. NCBI's taxonomy places the organism in Eukaryota, Metazoa, Nematoda, Chromadorea, Rhabditida, Onchocercidae.